Ectocarpus siliculosus is the source of this 489-nucleotide messenger RNA. Lineage: Eukaryota; Phaeophyceae; Ectocarpales; Ectocarpaceae. The record is from the annotation of a GenBank genome assembly.
AUACCAGACCGGCGCGCUGCUUCCUUUCCUGAACGCAGGUACAUCGAUCUAACACUCCUAACGAAGCGCGCUUACGCCGAGGGAUAUGGACGGAAGUCGAGGCUGCGGUCGAGGAGCGACCCUGGGUGGCGCUUGGAAAACUCUGGUCGAAUGGUUUGCCGAGCCGUUCCAUUCGUGCCGGACUAGGCUGGGCAGCACGGACCGCUUCCACGACCACGACGAAGAAGACAUGACCUGGGUGGAGUACCAGUGGCUCACUCGCACCAACCACGAGUCGCUGCGGUUGUCGAGACCCCCGCCACGGCUAAACCAGUGCUUCACCCCGCCCAAGCGCAGCAACACCAGCCGCAAGGACGGCGGCGAUAGCAACAACGAGGCCAGCCCCGUCACCCCGCCGAUUACGCCCCCGUCUCAAGCGUCGGCUACCACACAUAGCAACAGCAGCGAGCCGCCUGAUCAGUAGAGAAAGCGGUCGUAUUCUAGAAACCU